UGACCUUGAUUUUAAUGGAGAGCUUUCUGGGUCUUAUCAAACUUCGUAUCAAAAAAGGCUCUAAUCUCAAAGCUCGCGACACUCGUACCAGCGACCCUUAUGUCUCUGUCACCAUGGGCGAACAGCAACUAAGAACUAGUGUUGUGAGAGGUACCUUAAAUCCUGAGUGGAAUGAAGAGCUGACACUUUAUGUAAAAGAUGUUAACACUCCAAUACUUUUGACAGUUACAGACAAAGACACUUUCACGCCAGACGACAACAUGGGUGAUGCAGAAAUAAACUUAAAGCCAUAUCUUGAGUGUGUGAAGAUGGAGUUAAGUGAUCUGGAAGAGGGUCAUAUAGUGAAGCAGAUUCAACCAGAUGAGACUAACUGCCUCACUGAAGACAGCAACUGCAUAUGGAAAAAUAAUAAACUCAUCCAAGAAAUGACUUUAAGGUUGAGAAAUGUCAAUCAUGGGGAAAUAACUGUGGAAAUUGGGUGGUUAACUCUUCCAGAUUCAAAAGGCUUAUCACAAGUUGAGUUUUAGAAGUGCCUACUUGCCUUAUAACUUUAUAUGUUGUAUUACAUGUGUUACUAUGUAAUUUUGGAGCAAAAUAUAGAAUUUAGCAAGUUACACAAAUAUUGCUACCAAUAAUAAAGAUUUUUAGAAUUUUUCUUUUCUCUAAAGACUUCGGUCAUGUGGUAUUGCCAUUAGUUUAUCUUAUGAAGCUCGUGCUAAACAUCGGUAUUCAAGAGAAAUUUGCAAAGCAAUUUGCACCUUAAACU
Molecule: messenger RNA, 766 nt
Organism: Vigna unguiculata (cowpea)
Lineage: Eukaryota; Viridiplantae; Streptophyta; Magnoliopsida; Fabales; Fabaceae
Product: protein C2-DOMAIN ABA-RELATED 7-like
Source: RefSeq, a predicted model, not a curated record